CCUUACACAACAACAUGGCUGCCGACGUGCACCACAUUUCUCUCCGAGUGUCCAACGCUCGGCGCCUUGUCAAGGACCUGGUGGACAAGUUCCACUUCUCGUUAUUCACGGAGAGGGUGGGGGAAGGAGUGAAGCAGUUCGCCGUGCGCAGCGGCUCCGCGAUCUUCGUGGUAAACGAGAGAAACUCUGGCGAAGAGUUGGUGUCACAAACCGGCUUAUGCAACCACGAUGCCGGUGUCAAUGCUUUUACGGAGAGAAGAGACGGUUUGUCGAGAGAAUGUCAUCAUUUGUACGACUUUUCUGACGUAGACACGCCGGUGGACUCUGUCUGUAAUGUCGCGUUUGAGGUUGAGGACGUGGACAGCUCCUUAGAGCGCGUGGUACGGGCGGGAGGACGGGCUCUAACCGACAUCAAGGUCACCGAAGACGAGCAGGGUUCCGUAACGCACGCCGUGGUGCAGUCCCCCAUAGGGAACGUCGUCCACACGCUGUUAGACAAGAAGCUGUACAAGGGUCUGUUUUUACCCGGAUUCGACGUUAGCGCCGAUUCGUGGACCCGGAAGUCAAGUGCGAGGCUUUCCCGGUUCGACCAUGUGACGUACGCCUGUCCCAGGGGCGCGUCACCCCCCAUCCUGGAGUGGUAUGAGCGAUGUUUAGGACUGAAGAGAUUUCUGGUCAACAGGGAGGAGUCAGAGGACCAGGGGUUCAUUGUCCAGGGUACAGAUGUGGGGAUGAGGCUGAAGGCUUUUGAGUUCUGGAAAUGUGCUGAGCAGGGGUUGAGACUGCCAGGGCCAAGUUCAGACGUAAAACCAAAGGUCAAGUUCGUCAUUGCAGAACCACUACCUGGACAAGGUCCCAACCAAGUGGAGACCUUCCUGGAGCAGCAUGGCGGCCCCGGGAUCCAACACAUCGGCCUGCACUCACCUGAUAUCAUCUCCACCACCAGACAGCUGCGAGCGGCACACGUGCAGCUGCUGAAGCCACCUGACACCUACUACAGUGAAAUUGGUAAGCUGUCAGAGAUCCACCAGGUGGGUCAGUCCCUGUCAGCCCUGCAGGACAACGGAGUUCUCCUGGACGCUGAGGCUGAUGCUGCUGACGACGAGCACUGCAACAACAAUCAGAGAUACCUGAUGCAGGUAUUCACCAAGCCCAUCUUUGAUGAGGACACUUUCUUCCUGGAGAUUAUCCAGAGGUGCGGUGCGACAGGAUUUGGUGCAGGGAACAUCACAGCUCUGUGGAGAUCAGUACAAGCUUACUUAGACCAGAGAAUGCAGCUCGAGAACAGACAGAAUAACUCAUCCCAAUAAUGGCAUUUAUAGUUUGCUAUUUUCGUCUUCAAUUAUGAAUUAGAUUUGGUCACGUUCUGCACUGAAAGAGUAGCGAUAUGUGGAGAAAUUGUUUUUGCUUGUUUGUUUUUGUUAUUUAUUAUAGUUUACUCAGGUCUUUGAAUAUGUUAGCAGUACUGUAAAUCUGUAUCUGUAUCUGUAUAGCCGGUAUAACCGCCUUUCGGCGUAACACACCAGCAUGCUAAAAUAUUCAGGUGUAUGCAAUAGAUUUAUUUAGGCAGUGUUCACAUCAACUCAUAUCCACUGCAAAUAUGCACUGCAAAUAUGUGUUUCCAUUGUUGCUGCUGUACUGAAGAAUUGUUUCAACUGUGCACUUAGAAUACUAGUACCUCAAAAACCUCUUUUCACUUCAAUCCCAUGAACAUAAAGAAAUUUUCAGUAUAUUGUACUUACUAGUAAAUCAAAGAAAAUGAUAAUGGUGUUAAUACUGUAUUGACCUUUUUUGUUUCAGACAUACAAUUUUGCUCAUCACAAGAUGUAAACAUUUUAUGACAAAAGUAGAUUGUAUGUCUUUGUGUAUUUGCUAAGUUCUUGUUUGUAACUGUAUCUGAGCCUUUACUGCUUGUCAAAUAUCUGGAAAAUGUAUGGAGCUGGCUAUGUCAAAUAUCACUUACACACUGGACAGGAGCUUAUUUGUGUAGUAGUGUACAAAAUGUACUACAUGUAGUAUGAAAUACAAUCAUCGUGUUUAUCAAUGAUAUCAAGUGCAAGUGUAUAAAACUUUAUAUCAUAUGAUAAUUUCAAGAGAGUUUCAACCCUU
Branchiostoma belcheri (Belcher's lancelet) is the source of this 2109-nucleotide messenger RNA. Its product is annotated as 4-hydroxyphenylpyruvate dioxygenase-like protein. Gene Ontology annotation, biological process: aromatic amino acid metabolic process. The record is from RefSeq and is a predicted model, not a curated record. Gene Ontology annotation, molecular function: 4-hydroxyphenylpyruvate dioxygenase activity. NCBI's taxonomy places the organism in Eukaryota, Metazoa, Chordata, Leptocardii, Amphioxiformes, Branchiostomatidae. The coding region runs from base 15 to 1310 and encodes 431 amino acids. The transcript is spliced from 6 exons.